Penaeus indicus is the source of this 1907-nucleotide messenger RNA. RefSeq names its product carbohydrate sulfotransferase 11-like. The transcript is spliced from 5 exons. Gene Ontology annotation, cellular component: membrane. Bases 5 to 1168 code for a protein of 387 amino acids. The record is from RefSeq and is a predicted model, not a curated record. Gene Ontology annotation, biological process: carbohydrate biosynthetic process. Gene Ontology annotation, molecular function: sulfotransferase activity. NCBI's taxonomy places the organism in Eukaryota, Metazoa, Arthropoda, Malacostraca, Decapoda, Penaeidae.
CACUAUGAAGAGAAGAAGAUUUUUACUCGUCUUGUUCGGAGUUUUCGUAGGCACAAUCAUCAUCGACAAGUCAACGACGCCUGAAAAAGACUUCUCUAAGUCGUUUACUGUUGAGGAAAUCACUAGCGAGAAACCUACUUUUGCAUCAAAAGAAGUCCUAGCAGAUAAAAGGGAGUUUCUUUACGCAUACGAUGAUGUGUCUGAAGCCAGGCCACUGGACGAGGACAUGAUCAGUAGUCUGACCCUUGACCCGGCCAUCUACAGCGGGUCAAAUCAUGACGAGGCCAUGGCCAGUCUCAUGAGCCAACGGAAGGCAUACUUGCGGAGCCAGUGCAAUGCGACCAAUGCUAAGAAGGUCAAAGCAGCUUACAAAUGGAAGACGAGAGUUACACUGAUGGCAAAUGGAUUUUUCCGUGUCUGUGCAACCCCUAAGGGAGGUUCUACGUCGUGGCGGCGUCUAACACUGCGGAUGCCGAAAGGUGUGGUUGGCCGUUCCCCGCCUUUACAGAUCUUGAAUGUCAGGCAUCCCUUGACCCGCCUCGCCUCCGCGUACAGAGACAAAUUUCUGGGAGGAAUGCCCCUCUACAAGUACGACGAGGAAUGGCGCCAGAAAACCAAGUCCCGGAUGCCUUGGUACAACGAGUGGGAGACCUUCUGGUUCCCAGCGCUAGCGGCUCGAGGCUCGCUUCCCUUCCGACCCAAUCUGCGGCUGAGGGCCAGGAACGCGACUUACUGGGCCAACGUGGAUCACGGGAGAGAGAUCUACAAGGUCAUGAAGAACUCCCAUGGCAAAGCCGGCUUCAGUUUGAGGAGCGAUUUCCGCAACGCUUCGUUCAGCUUCGAGGAUUUCCUUCGCUACGUGAUCUGGACGCAUGAUGUCGGUUUCAUGAACAAACACUGGGCGCCUCUCGUGUUCCUGUGCAACCCGUGCAAGUACAAAUACGAUUUCAUUGUCCACCUGGAGUCCAUCAUUCCCGAGUUCAACUACGUCAUGAAGUUCCUGAAUCACACGGAGGGCGUAGAGCUCAAGGAAGAACACAAGACGAAGACAACGAACCGGUCGGAUAUUUACCUCUAUAAGGAUAUCCCGAAAGACGUAAUGAAAAGAAUAUUGGAGAUUUAUAAGUUUGACUUUGAAUUAUUUGGAUACAGAUAUCCCUCUCUCUGAUGCAGUUUUGUGGUAUAUAAAUUCCGAAUUUGAUAUACAUAUUGAUCUUUAACGGAUAUUCGUCGGGUGAAUUAGAAGGUAGCUAGAUAAAAAUCCAGAAGACAGACGAAAAAAAUGUAGAUAACAUACGUACACACGCAAAUAAGUGACAGGUAUAUAAACUGUGUAAGCGAGAGAGAGCGGAUAAAAAUAAACUGACACUGAUUGGAUCGAAGGACAAAGCUAGAUACCUCUGGCCAUCCAAAUCACUGUAAUUAAACACACAUGAGCGAAUCCCUACCAAGGUUCAGAUGCUGCAAUUAAUUCGCUUCGUUUCACUGGUUAUGCAUUUUUCAUGUGCGGACGAAUAUGGAGCGCAUGAUGCAUGUGAUUCAACUAUUUUGAUAUACCUUUAUGAUAAAAAUGUCAAAAUAACGUUAGUAAUAUGAGUGAUAAUGACGCGAUGCUGAUAAGGUGAAAAACAGCAUUGGAGACACACGUGAUGAUAUCAACUAAUCAUCACUAAUUAAAGUUGGUAAGUGUUGUCUGGAUACAUUUGCUUUUUAGUUUCUUAAAGCAAAAUAUAAUUUAGAGUCUCUGACUUUUCCGAGGUAAUCAGAGGAUAGUGAAUCUUCUUCCCAAAAGAUUAACGGAAUUCAUACGAAACACAUAUCAAAUUUGCGCACGUAUCUGAUUAACUAUUACUCAAACACCUGUCGAGAGAGAGAGAGAGAGAGAGAGAGAGAGAGAGAGAGAGAGA